CCCCAUUCCCCAACUCUCUUAUCAGCUCACCAUUGGCUAAAUUCUGUACACCCUGAGGAAUAAAAUAUAGGACACCCAGAAUAAAUUACCGGCCUCUCUCUCUCUCUCUAGGCGCCGGGUUCUACGGACAUGGCAAAGCCCGUAUCGAUCCAAGUGUGGAACCCGAGCGGGAAGUACAGAGUCAUCAGCACCAAACCGAUGCCUGGGACCCGUUGGAUUCGUCUCUUGACCGAUCAAGACUGCCGCGUCGAGAUAUGCACCGAGAAGAAGACCAUCUUGUCUGUGGAAGAUAUUCUUGCACUCCUCGGCGACAAAUGCGAUGGAGUAAUUGGACAGUUGACAGAAGAUUGGGGUGAGGUGCUGUUCUCUGCGCUGAGGAGAGCCGGCGGGACUGCAUUCAGCAACAUGGCGGUGGGGUACAAUAAUGUCGAUGUGAAUGCUGCUGCUAAGUAUGGCGUUGCUGUCGGGAACACCCCAGGAGUUCUCACAGAGACAACAGCGGAGUUGGCUGCUUCACUUUCACUGGCAGCAUCCAGAAGAAUAGUUGAAGCAGAUCAGUUUAUGAGGGCAGGUUUAUAUGAUGGAUGGCUUCCCCAUUUGUUUGUGGGGAAUUUGCUAAAGGGACAGACUGUUGGAGUUAUUGGAGCUGGCCGUAUUGGAUCAGCUUAUGCUAGGAUGAUGAUUGAGGGUUUCAAGAUGAAUCUGAUAUACUACGAUCUGUAUCAGGCAACUAGAUUAGAGAAGUUUGUCACAGCAUAUGGACAGUUCCUGAAAGCAAGCGGUGAGCAGCCUGUUACUUGGAAAAGAGCUGCUACAAUGGAGGAUGUGCUUAGAGAAGCUGAUGUGAUAAGCCUUCAUCCAGUUUUGGAUAAAACAACGUAUCAUCUGAUAAACAAAGACAGGUUGUCCAUAAUGAAGAAGGAUGCAAUCCUUGUGAAUUGUAGCAGAGGACCAGUGAUUGAUGAAGCUGCCUUGGUAGAGCAUCUGAAAGUAAACCCCAUGUUCCGUGUGGGGCUUGAUGUAUUCGAGGAUGAACCUCACAUGAAACCUGGGCUCGCUGAGAUGAAAAAUGCCAUUGUUGUGCCACAUAUUGCAUCUGCCUCAAAGUGGACACGUGAAGGAAUGGCAACGCUCGCUGCUUUAAAUGUUUUGGGUAAGAUUAAAGGAUACCCAGUUUGGUCAGAUCCUAACCGGAUUGAAGUUUUCUUGGAUGAGAAUUCCCCUCCUCCAGCUGCUUGUCCAAGCAUUGUCAAUGCUAAACAACUUGGUCUGCCUUCUUCAAAGCUUUAAAGGGGAGUUUGAUGCUAUCCAUCUCAAAGUAAAAGGAGCAGUACAUAAUGUUCUUGUAAGGGAGAAGUAGAAAUGUGUGUCUGGUUCUUAUAUCACAUGCUGCUCAAUGUAUGUUUCAAUCUUUCAUCUCACCCAAGGAAAUAGUAGCAGAAUGUUGUAGCUAUUCUCAAGUAAGACAGUGAGGCAUCAAUAUUCUAAGUUUAACAUGGCCACCUAAAGCAUCCGACCUUCAGUUUUGCAGUAAAUGAACAUGAUGUUGAAACUCUUAUAAUAAACAAAAAAUGUUGUUAGGUAUGGA
Phoenix dactylifera (date palm) is the source of this 1588-nucleotide messenger RNA. Its product is annotated as glycerate dehydrogenase. Gene Ontology annotation, molecular function: glyoxylate reductase (NADPH) activity; hydroxypyruvate reductase (NADH) activity; NAD binding. The record is from RefSeq and is a predicted model, not a curated record. Lineage: Eukaryota; Viridiplantae; Streptophyta; Magnoliopsida; Arecales; Arecaceae. Gene Ontology annotation, cellular component: cytosol.